Messenger RNA from Hydatigera taeniaeformis, 321 nucleotides. NCBI's taxonomy places the organism in Eukaryota, Metazoa, Platyhelminthes, Cestoda, Cyclophyllidea, Taeniidae. The record is from the annotation of a GenBank genome assembly.
AUGAGCAGCCGUCACCAUCAUCAUUGCCAUAGCAAGAAGGGUUCAGAAGAUCCAUGCGAUGCACGAGCCAAGUUCGUGAGUAAAGACCUUCAUGAGAAGAAUGAGACUCGAUUCCUCGAGGUGGUUCAAACCGCGUGUCAACUCUACGAUGAUUUGGUUGACUUGAGCACUGCAAUUAAGCAGACCAUGGAUGAGACCUACGGCCCAACAUGGCAUGUCGUAGUCGGACCAAACUUCGCCAGCCACAUUAUGCACGAGAAGAGUGCUUUCGCGCACAUCAAAUGCAACAACCUCUCGUUUCUCAUCUACAAAUAUGGCUAA